AUGAACUCUCAGAAUCAAAGACGGAUAAAAGUCGAAGACGAAGAAGCAUUACCACCAAAGAAAUGGAUUCGUGGUGUCAAUUUGGGCGGCUGGCUACUAGCGGAACAAUUCAUCACGCCGUAUCUCUUUGCUGUCAAUAGUUGUCACGUCCAGGGGGAUUUUUGUUGGUAUCCUGGCCAAAUCGGAGCCCCCAAAGACAAUGACAAUUGGUGUCAUCCUGAAAAAUGCAGAGCCGUUCAAAAGUUUGUCCAAGAAGAUGGCAAUGCUGAUUAUCAUCCCAAGAGUGCCACCCCCUACCUUGGCUAUCCGAUGGAUGAAAUGUCCCUCGGCCAAACCUUUGAUCGAAAGGAUAUCGCUCGCAAAUACAUGGAACGUCACUGGGAUACCUUUCUCACCAAACAGAAUCUGAUCGACCUCCAAGAAGCUGGAAUCACGCAUUUGCGAGUCCCCAUGGGAUUUUGGAUACGUGACAAUAUCCAAGAUGGUGAACCAUGGAUUGGAGGUGGUUGGCCCUACUUUGUCCGUAUGGUAAAAUGGUGUCGUGAGAUUGGUGGACUCGAGGUUUGGGCGGAUCUACAUGGAGCACCAGGAUCCCAAAACGGCUUUGACAAUUCUGGUUACCUCCUGGAGCCCCACACAUGCAAGGGAUGGUCCGAUCGACCGGAAAAUGUCGCACGAACUGUCGAAGUCCUGGCGGAUAUCGUGCAUGCUAUUGUAGAUGAGGAUAUGGGCGAUAUUGUCACUGGAGUUGGAUUGUUGAACGAACCCAUGUUGGAUUGUGAUCAAGAUGUUCUGCGUCAAUAUUACAAUGAGGGAUUAGAAAUCGUACGAAAUCUAAUGGGGAAAGAUACGUCAGUCUUCGUCGGUGAUUUGUUUCAGAGUUGGAGAUUCAAUGAUGGCUUUUGGGAAGAUGAACCCAACACCUUUUUGGAUACCCAUCAGUAUCACGUCUUUUUCGAAAUGGGCCGUGCGUUUACACCGAGACAACAUAUUGCGUAUCUAUGCCGCCACAAUUCGCAAGAGGUAACUGCCUGCUGCUAUGGAGAUGCUCCCAACAAUACCAUUCCCAACGUCAAUGGGAUGCAAAAGAUUGUGGGGGAAUGGACUGGUGCCUACGACCAGCUCCCAACCGCGGUGGCACCCUACAUUAUGGAAGUCAUUGGUGAAACAGGGGUAGCUCCACAGUUGAAUCGAACUUUGUCGAGAGCUCGGAUGCACUUUUUGGAGACUUUUGUCAAGGCACAAAUGGUGGUCUACGAAGCCAAGCACGACGUUGUUUCACACGGUUGGUUCUUUUGGAACUUUCAUAUGGAAGGUGGAGCCUAUGCGGAAUGGGAUUUUUUGCGCGGCGUCAAGGAAGGCUGGAUGCCAAAAUUGCCUCCUCCGACCGUUGCUUCCGAGGACCUGUUUGGUACUUGCCUAGACAUUUACAAUCAGACCAAUAACGACUACAGUGCCAUCAUUGAUGAAUACCCAGAUCCAAGCGAGUUGGAUUGGACCAAGAACCAAGGUUGGGAGGCCACGGACGAUUUCGUUUUGAGUGACCCGAGUGCCCCAGAACGAUUGUACGGCCCUGUCAAACCAAGGCACCGCCAUCCAUUACCGUGGUUGUUUAUUAUGGUCGUCAUAGCAACGGGGCUCUGGUUCUCCUAUCGAAGACAAAGGGCGAUGCGUAGACAAGAUUACGAGACCUUGAAAUAG
This is a messenger RNA of Cylindrotheca closterium, 1701 nucleotides long. Lineage: Eukaryota; Bacillariophyta; Bacillariophyceae; Bacillariales; Bacillariaceae. The record is from the annotation of a GenBank genome assembly.